Messenger RNA from Argiope bruennichi, 1706 nucleotides. Its product is annotated as thyrotropin-releasing hormone receptor-like. Lineage: Eukaryota; Metazoa; Arthropoda; Arachnida; Araneae; Araneidae. Bases 346 to 1554 code for a protein of 402 amino acids. Gene Ontology annotation, cellular component: membrane. The record is from RefSeq and is a predicted model, not a curated record. Gene Ontology annotation, biological process: G protein-coupled receptor signaling pathway. Gene Ontology annotation, molecular function: thyrotropin-releasing hormone receptor activity. The transcript has 4 exons.
UCGAAAUAUUUUUUUUAUUCAAGAAAAACUUUUAUUUUUGUAUUUAAACACUGGAAAUCUGGAAUUAAGUGAUAUUAUGUGUAAAUCAACUUCAAGUCCAGGAUUUAGAGUACCGCUAGUAAAUUAAAUUACCCAAGAGGGUUCAAGGCUGGGAAGACAUCGCCAUUUUCGCAGCAACCAUAUCGACGAUUAAAAAUGGAUAAGUUUUGUGUGAUUUUUUUGAAAGUUAAUGAGAGUGGAAGACUUAUCAGAGGAUAGAAGUUUGAAGAAUUCUGAAGUUGCAUCAAUUUUUGAAGAGGACUCAUGUGUGAGGUCUGAAUUUAAUAUUAAAAGAAAGACUAUAACAUGAAUAUGUCGGGGUCAACAUUUCCACCUCCUUAUAUCACAGACUUGGACUGGGACUGCUAUCUUAACUCCAAUGAAUCUGACGCCAAUUACAGUUGUUGGUACGAAAGUUUGUACCCUGAUCCCAGGGGACCUAAAGAUCCAUCGUAUUACUCCCUCAAAUACCAGAUCGUUGGAACUGUUUUCCAGGGCAUUGUCUUUCUUGUCGGAAUUUUGGGGAACAUCAUGGUGGUCAUUGUAGUCACUCGCACUAGAAGCAUGCACACCCCCACCAACUGCUACCUUGUCAGUUUAUCCAUUGCCGAUUUCAUGACCCUCAUAGCUUCAGUACCGAACGAGAUAUUGGCGUAUUAUCUUCUGGGCGACGAAUGGAUUUGGGGACAAGUUGGCUGCGCCAUAUUCAUCUUUCUCCAGUAUCUUGGCAUAAACGUAUCGUCACUGUCGAUAACGGCAUUUACGAUAGAACGGUACAUCGCUAUCUGCCAUCCGAUGAAAGCCCAGAUAGUCUGUACAGUGAGCAGAGCCAAGAAGAUCAUAAUCGGGUUGUGGAUCUUUGCAUGUCUGUAUUGCAGUCCUUGGCUGUUCCUCACCAAGAUUAAACCACUGCAGUAUAAAGGUUUGGAAGACAGGGAGACAUGCACUUUUGCUUUGUCCCGAAAGAAUUACCUGGGCUACUUCUUUGCUGAUUUUAUUCUGUUCUACAUCUUCCCUCUUCUUUUAUCCUGCGUCCUCUAUGGGUUGAUUGCGAGAGUCCUCUUCACCAGAGAUAUCCAGAAGAAUUCCAAUGGAAAAUCCAACGGCAUGGUGUCGCCUCAGGAGUCCAAGAAGAAUUCAUCUAAUGGAACCAGUGCAAGAGCUCAGGUGGUGAAAAUGUUGGCAGUGGUGGUUGCCGUCUUCGCUACCCUGUGGCUCCCGUACCGAGUUCUGGUCGUGUACAACUCGUUUGCUAUUCACCGAUAUAUGGAGCUCUGGUUUCUCAUGUUCUGCAAGACCAUGAUCUUCAUCAACAGCGCCAUAAAUCCAAUUCUCUACAAUGUCAUGUCCAUCAAGUUCCGGCGAGCAUUUAAAAUAAUGCUCUCCUGCGGGAAAACCAAGCGAAAAUUUCGGGGACCGUACAUCAGCGUUGCUGGAUCCCUCGUUCGACGUCAGCAUCAAACUGUGACGUCACAAAUUACGUCAUGCACAGUGGAACAAAUGCAAAUUCUGUGAUGUGAUGCGAUUCACUGCAAUCCGGAUAAAACACUUUAAUUCAGAAAUUGGUGUCUAUGGCAACCUCUUUUACUGUGUCAAAUGUGUUUAAGUGGUGGUUUCUAUUCUACUUGAUGGGAUUUUCAAUUAGAAAUGCACAUUUCAUGUUACUU